AUGCAGAGCCCACUCACCACCGCCAUCCUCCUGCUGGCGGCCCUGACGGCGUCCGUCUUCGCCUCGCCCAUGGCCGGCAGCGACGAGGGUAGCAUCAAGAUUGUCGAGCGCGCACAGUUCACCGAGACCGUCCUCUCGACGCAGGCGGCUUGCCUCCAGUACAGCAUGAUAGCCAACAUGUCCGUCGUUGGUGGCAACAGUAGCUACCGCACCGUCUUCCUCGAGAAGAGCAGCACCGGCACCCUCGCCAACUCGGCCAUGCUCAACAAGGCCAUCCUCGUCGCCCCCAACCUGACCGCCGACGUCGAGCUCAACGCCCAGUGCGGCAACCUGACUGCCAUCGCCAUCCAGGAGGCCGCCCUCAACUUCACCCAGGGCAAGGUGGCCCAGUUCACCUUCACCGGGACUCCAGGCUCGAUACUCGCCGGGCCCGUCAUUAUUGUCGUGGUGCUGGCAUGCCUGCUCAUCCAGGUCUUCCCUCUUUCGGCACUCUAG
This is a messenger RNA of Diaporthe batatas, 495 nucleotides long. RefSeq lists its product as uncharacterized. Lineage: Eukaryota; Fungi; Ascomycota; Sordariomycetes; Diaporthales; Diaporthaceae. Bases 1 to 495 code for a protein of 164 amino acids. The transcript has a single exon. The record is from RefSeq and is a predicted model, not a curated record.